Moesziomyces antarcticus is the source of this 528-nucleotide messenger RNA. RefSeq lists its product as uncharacterized. The coding region runs from base 1 to 528 and encodes 175 amino acids. NCBI's taxonomy places the organism in Eukaryota, Fungi, Basidiomycota, Ustilaginomycetes, Ustilaginales, Ustilaginaceae. The record is from RefSeq and is a predicted model, not a curated record. The transcript has a single exon.
AUGAAGUGGAUCUGUGCAGUUCUCGUGGGUGCAGCGGGCGUGUAUGGCCAAACCGCCGGAGUGCCCGGUACGAUCAACGUUGGCAACGGUCAAUCUGUCGCUACAUUCCCCUCGGGACUGGGAGGGCUUUCGACGGGUACCACAGCGGUGUUCACUCCGGGUGCGGCAUCGUCGGCUUCGGGAUCGCCGUACUACGUGGCGACGGAUGCUGCACAGUCGUCGACGCUCGCUUCGCUCAACACGCACUACUCGCAGGGCAUCUCGGCUGCCACCCCCACAACAGGCCCCCCCACCGGCAUCUCCACUGGCAUUCCCGGAGGUUUCACCGGAACCAACACGGUUUCGAUUCUAGACGGUCAGAUCACGACUAUUCCCAAUGCCGCAACUACCUAUACGGGACCAAGAUCCACCACCGCCUCGGCUGCAGGUGCUUCCAGCAAUGCUCUGGCCAAUUUCGAUACCAAGCCACUCACUGCUAUGGCAGCAAUGUCAUUCGUCGCCGUAGCUGCGGCUGCCUACAUGCUCUAA